Messenger RNA from Stereum hirsutum FP-91666 SS1, 1622 nucleotides. RefSeq names its product aldehyde dehydrogenase. Lineage: Eukaryota; Fungi; Basidiomycota; Agaricomycetes; Russulales; Stereaceae. The coding region runs from base 31 to 1533 and encodes 500 amino acids. The transcript is spliced from 9 exons. Gene Ontology annotation, molecular function: aldehyde dehydrogenase (NAD+) activity. The record is from RefSeq and is a predicted model, not a curated record.
ACUACUCACUGACGACGAAAGAAAAUAACGAUGACAACCUUCGUCCACGAGUUCGAUACGCCGAUGUUCAAGGGGAAGGUCAACUUCCCGACUGGUGUGUAUAUUGAUGGGAAGUUCAGCGACGGAGGGUCAAAGACAACUAUUGACGUUGUUGAUCCUAGAAACGGCAAGAUUAUAACCUCCGUCUCUGAAGCUACCCCCGCCGACGUCGAUCGUGCUGUUAUCGUCGCCCAAAAGGCUUUCGACACCGUCUGGGGUCUGAACGCGCCCGGGUCGUACCGCGGAAAGUUGAUGCAUCGGCUGGCGGACCUGAUGGAAGAGAACAAGGAGGAGUUGGCGGCUUUGGAAGCCCUGGAUGUCGGCAAGACAUUCAGAUGGGCUAUGAACGCAGACCUGUCACUGGGAAUUGAUACUAUCAAGUAUUAUGCGGGAUGGGCGGACAAGAUUCAAGGAAAAGUCAUCGAAACCACAACGGACAAGAUGGCGUACACGCGCCACGAGCCCAUCGGCGUAGUCGGUCAAAUCGUAGCUUGGAACUUCCCUCUGAUGUUGAUGUGCUGGAAGCUCGGGCCUGCCCUCGCAUGCGGGAACACUAUCGUCUUCAAACCCUCCGAAUUCACGCCCCUCACCGCCCUCCGCCUCGCCUCGCUCAUCACCGACGCUGGCUUCCCGCCCGGUGUAAUCAACAUCCUCACCGGCCGCGGGCCCACCGUCGGCGAGGCGAUAUCCUCACACAUGAAUAUCGAGAAAUUGUCGUUCACGGGGAGCACGCUCGUGGGCAGGAAGAUCAUGGAGAAUGCGGCGAAGAGCAACUUGAAGGAUGUCAGUUUGGAGUUGGGCGGGAAAAGUCCGAACAUUAUUUUUGAUGAUGCGGAUUUGGAUUUGGCGGUAGCAUGGAGUGCACAUGGGAUUUUCUGGAACCAGGGCCAGGCUUGUUCUGCAGGCUCGAGGAUAUUCGUCCAGGCUAAGGUUUAUGAUGAGUUCUUGAAGAGGUUCACGGUGAAAGCGGAGUCCAUCAAACUCGGUGAUCCAUUCUCCGAGGACGCCCAGCAGGGGCCUCAAGUCUCGCAACAGCAGUUCGACCGUAUCAUGUCCUACAUCGACUCGGGCAAGUCCCAAGGCGCCACAGUCCACACAGGCGGCGUCCGUUUUGGGAAAGAAGGCUAUUGGAUCGAACCGACCAUCUUCACCAACACGAAACCGAACAUGAAGAUCGUCCAGGAAGAGAUCUUUGGACCUGUAGGCGUAUUGAUCAAGUUCGAGGACGAGGAGGACGUGUUGAGGCAGGCGAACGAUACGAUGUAUGGCUUGGCGGCAGCUGUGUUCUCGAACGAUGUGAGUAGGGCUCUGGGCGUCGCGCAUAAGUUGAGGGCGGGGACUGUCUGGGUCAACCAUGUGAACCAGGUGCAUGCGCAGAUUCCGUUUGGUGGGUACAAGCAAUCCGGUAUCGGGCGUGACCUCGGAGAGUAUGCGAUUAAUCACUACACCGCCGUCAAGGCCGUCCAUAUCAAUGUCGGUAAUGUUCGUAUCUAGCGAUCGGGCCCUGCAACUCGACAAUGCCAUCGCGAUUGUGAUUAGCUCAAAAUAUGUAGCAUGUAUGUAUUGUAUGUGUCAAAAUAUCG